ACGUACUGCAACCGCCGCCGCCCAUCGCCAACCCCGGGCUCUCGCAGCCACCGACAACGACGACAAUCCCGACGACGACGACAACGACCACCACCCUCGCCCGCCCCGCGAACCACCACCGAGGUAAGUGCCCUGGCUGCCUCAUCGGCUGGCAGACCAGCGCGCGCAGCGACACCUCCGCUCACCGACGACGACGUCUCCUUGUUUGUCUCUCCUUUGCACCGGCAAGGAGGGGCUUCUUUCUGUUGGGCGGCGCCCAAGCCAAGGGGCGGAAACACGACCACCGGGCUCCCCCCUUAGACACUGCGUCCUUGUGAGUGAACACGGUUGUUGCAGCAGCAGCAGCAGCACGACGAGCGCCACCCAAGCUGAUGCGAUGCCGUGUCGUGCGUGCAUCUCGUUAGGUGCCGUCUCUUCCUCAGCAUUCUCGCGACAGACUCGCCUGGCCUGUCUGUGCGCCUUCGCUCCCCGACAUCUCCAGCUUUACCGAUUGCUGUCUGCUCAAGUCACGACGCAGCAGCGCCCACGCUCAUUUGCACCAUUGCGACGCCUGCUUUCCCUUUGUCCGACAACGACGCCGUUCCAGCCAUCCGUUCGUUCUAGUUCGACGGUUCGACGGGACCCCCCCUUGGCACCUCGUUCACGACGAAUGUCUGCGUAAACCCGAGUCCGCUUUGAGCCCGGGGUGCCGACUACCGCACCGACGGGACACGCAGGACCAUCUCACCAAGCCAGAUAGUACACAGAAUCAUAGACACGGCAAUGGCCGAGCCUCCCUCGUCGCCUCCCAGCGAGGCUACCGGCUCUGAGGAUGCCCUGUCCUGGUACAAGGCCCAGUACGAGCUGCUCGAGUCGGAGCUGGCCGAGUUUCGCGAGUCGAGCCGCGAGCUCGAGCAAGAGCUGGAAAAGGACAUUGAGCGCGCCGAGAAGCAGGAGCGGGUUCUCCAGGAGAGGGCCGAGACUCUGGGCUUCGAGGUGGAGGAGUGGAAGGUCAGUUGGCGACGUCGUGGGACGACGCGCGCGCGAGGCAGCCGAUGCUGACAACCAGCAGCGGAAAUACAAAGAGUCCAAGACCGAGGCCAGCGCGGCGCAAAACGCGCUCGAGAAGGAGAUUACGACGCUCCGCGACUCGAACCGCUCCCUGCAGCUGAGGCUGCGCGACAUCGAGGUGGCCAACGACGACUUUGAGCGCCAGGCGCGCAACACGACCUCGUCGCUCGAGGACAUGGAGAGCAAGUACAAUCAGGCCAUUGAGCGCGCCGUCAUGAUGGAAGAGGAGAUCAAGAUGGGCGAGCAGGAGCGCGAGAACCUCCGCAUCGAGUCCCAGCGCCUACGCGAGGAGCUGGCGGACCUCAAGAUCGAGGCCGAGCUGAUGCAAGACAAGAUCAAGAAGCACGAGUCGCGCCACCUCUCGACCAUCUCGACGGACCUCUCCGUGCUAGGCUCCCCGACCUUUGACAAGAACUCGCCAGGCUCCACGGCCAGCUCGCCGCUCAUCACCACGCCGCCCGACACCAAGCCGCCGUCGACCGACGGCACCGCCUCCGAGGUGCACGACCCGCCAUCGCCGCCCAUGUCGGACGCCUCGGCCUCGAUGCGCAAGUCGACGGCUAGGGCCGCCGGCGUGUACGGCACGCUGCCGCGCAAGUCGCGGCUGCCGUCGCUCGACAGCCACGCGACGCCCAAGCCGCGCACGCAGCCCAGCAUCGGCACGCUCAGCCGCGCCGCCGCCGGCCCUCGCAUGUCGGGCGGCGCGUCCCUGCGAACGCCGGCGAACCGGUCGACUAGGACCCGGCCGACGGCGCACAAGCUGCCCGCGUCCAACUCCCUGACGCACAUCCGCUCGCUGACGGCCCAGAUGCAGCGGCUCGAAGCGAGGGUGCAGUCUGCCCGCUCCAAACUUCCCGCCCCGACCGCCACGCCUCCGAGGGCCUCUCCCAGGUCAGUGAGCAACGCGUCCAACGUGCCGGCCUCGGUCACGAUCCGCUCCCGCAAGCGCACGACCGGAUCCGCCGCGUCGUCGCUGGCCGAAGACGACACGACCCCGACGGGAUACAACCCGCGCGCGUCGACGACCAAGAGCCACGUCCCGCGGCUUAGCACGUCGGGGGUCAACAGGCUCUCGUUCGGGCCGCUGCCGAACCGCGGCGGGCCCGAGUCGGACAUGAGCAGGCCGAGCUCGCGGGCUAGCAUCUCGUCGUACGCCAGGCCGGCUUCCCGGAACGACAUGAUUGCGCCGCCGCGGCCCAUGUCGAGGACGUCGAUGACGGGUGCCAGGACGCCGCUCGGGCGCCCGCGGUCGUCGCUGUCGAUGAGCGGGGCGGUGCACGGCCACGGCUACUCGGCGAGCGUCGGGCGCGCCGCCCUGGAUGAGCAGGGGGGCGACGAGCGGACGCCGAGCCGCAGGGGCACGUACUCGAAGCUGGACCUGGAGAUGAUGGGUGCCAGUGGUAUUCCCGCCCCGGGCAGCGGCAUCCCGGCGCCGGGCACCAGGCGACAGAGCGCAGGUAGGCGAACCAGCGUGGGGGUCUCCGGCGGACGACCCAGCACGUCCGGAGGGAAGAAACUGGCCGACCUGGGCGAGACGUACUAACCGCCCGUUUCGAUUCCACCUCAGCUACGAACCGGGCUUUCCACCUACCGACGAGAUUCUGGGGGCAGCGAGAGGCGGGCAAGCCAUAGCCGUCCGCGCUGCCUUCCCCUGGACUCGACCCCGCUAGGUCUCUAUCGAGAAUGCGCUUUGAAAGGAAGGGUCUUGAGGGUAAAGGCGCCACCACCGCCACCGCCGCCGCCGCCGCACACGCCGUCGCAUAGCCCUCGCACCUAUACUACUAUACUAUACCCCCGAGCGGCAACCUACCUUGGAGUUGGGACUUGGCCUGAUUUGUUUUAUUUGUCCACGGGAGCACGAGAGAAACGGCGAAGGAGGAGUUAAGAUAUGCUCUUUCAUGUCACGAUGAUUACGACGCGCAGCGCAAAUACACACACCAACAUUCCUACACGCUCACACCACGCUCACACCGCGCUCACAACACGCAGACGCAGCACGCAGACACACCACGCACCCACAUCAUGCAGACACAGCACAACACCGCACGCACGCAGAAUGGAAGCAAAGCACACUGGGAGUUUUUUUUUUGUUGUUCUUCAUGUUGGAGGUUUCCGGCACCGGGACUGGGACAUGGGAUGGGAACAGGGGAGGGGCCCUGGCCCUGCAGUUCUUCUCUUUUCUAAUCUACUCUAGGGAGGUAGUCCCGGCUCUACUCUUCUCCUCUUCUCUCCUCUACUCUACGCCACCCUAUCUGGUGGGGUUCUCCUUUUCUCUACUACACUCUACGCUAUCCUGUCUGAGAUUUGGGGCGAAGGGGCGCUUUCCUUGGCCUCAGUUGUGUGGUGGUGAUACUUGAUGCCCGUGUGUAAGGAAGGGCGUGAGCGAGAUGAGGGGCCUAAUGACGAAGAGAGGAAGAGAGUACUGGUUUCUCGAAGGAAAGAGGAUGGAUGUGAGACAGGCAUGGUGGGAGAGAGAGAGAAACUGGAGGGGCCACGCGUGUGAUACACAUGUCGGCGCUACAGACGUCGGCUUUCCUUUUUUCUCUUCUUUCUUUUGUCGGAGUGAAAGGAAGGGUGGACAACGGUGGGGUGUGGUAGUAGUGGUACGUAGUAGAGGGAGGUAGAGACGCGGACGCACCUUUUCGAGAGAAUGCGGAGGAAGGGGUGAAAUGAGUGAGUGAGUGAGUGGAUUUGAAUGAGAGAGAAAUGCUUUGAUGAGCGGGUGCCUUUUGAGAUAUCGGUGAGAUAUCGAUGAGAUGAGGGUUGUGCUUUGGGGAUGUGAUGUCGUGCUUGAUGGUGUGUUGAUAGUGUGUUGCUGCCGUGUUUUCGACAUGAUGCGUGUAAGCGUGCCGGAUGCCCAGCAGCAGCAGCAGCAGCAGCACAUAUGGACAGAAGGGACUUGCAUGGCGGGUAGUGAUACGGUGAGAUGGUGUUAUGGGCUAGGCUCGGUCCCGUCCAUCUCGGAGAGGGG
Messenger RNA from Purpureocillium takamizusanense, 4021 nucleotides. RefSeq names its product NADH:ubiquinone oxidoreductase, variant 2. Gene Ontology annotation, molecular function: microtubule binding. Bases 812 to 2593 code for a protein of 593 amino acids. Lineage: Eukaryota; Fungi; Ascomycota; Sordariomycetes; Hypocreales; Ophiocordycipitaceae. The record is from RefSeq and is a predicted model, not a curated record. The transcript has a single exon. Gene Ontology annotation, cellular component: kinesin complex; centrosome; kinetochore. Gene Ontology annotation, biological process: establishment of mitotic spindle orientation; vesicle transport along microtubule; mitotic centrosome separation.